AUGUUGUCCGAAAAGUCUGAAUUUCAAGGUUACUCUGUUCAACACCCGCUUUGCAAGUGUAAUGAGUGUUGUGUUUUCGAAGCAGUUGACAAGAAUGGGAACGAAGUGAUCUUGAGAGAAAUGUAUUCAACAGGUGAUGUGGCAAGGCAGAGAAAUAGUGACGAUAAGUACAUUGACGCGUUCGGUACCAGUGAAAACAGUACCGUUUACGUUUAUCGCUCUCAGAAUUUUGCAAGGGAGGGGAACGACUACUUCAGUUACCCUGGUAGUGACUGCAACGAGUUGCCCACCAUUUUGUUGCGCGGUAAUGCUCUAGACCACUUGAACAUGGGCCACAAAACGGCUCAUGGUUUGAACACUCCGUGUGCUCGCUAUGACAAUGCAGACGAGAAAUUGACGUUUGUCGAAAGUGUACCGAAGAGGGACGGCAUGAAGAAAUGCCUGCAUUCGUGUAAAAACAGAGUCAGAACGCCUGUUCCAUCUUCAAUCAAGUCCGAUGACUCCAUAUGUUCUCCAGCGGCGUCCUUCGAAUAUAUCAUGGACGAUACGGAUAGUUAUUUAUUUGAUUCGUCCACCAAUGGCGAAGAGGACGAGGAUGAAGAGGAAGGAGACGAAUCCGAGUCUAGUACUGGAGUCAGAAAGGAUGUUGCUAAACCCAAUGAUACCAUACUGAAAAAACCUUCGAAGUUUAAGAAGUUUUUCUCAUUCAACCCCAAGAGGUCCCCCUCUCAACUUGAAGCUAUCAAGAGGAAACAGCGUUUCCUACCGGGGAAAGUUUCUGCUCCCAUCGCUCCAGUUCAUUCCAUCCUUAAAAAGGGCGAUGGAACUAAAGAUGAUCUUGCCAACGGCGAUAACACGGAUGAACUGCAUAUUAAGAUCGAGAACUCUUCCCCUAAGAUCAUCCGCUCAGAGCAUCACCAGAUACGAAAAACGCCCAUCCCACCAUCGCUACAGUCAAUCGCAAAUAAAGAGGGUAAAAUGCAGAAAGCACAGACAGACUCUAUUGCUCAACAGAAUCAGCGUUGUGAACAAGAGGACAAACUGACGAAUAAUACAGACCUCGACUUGAAAAUGAUGAAAAGUUCAAUGUUGAGAAGAAGAAGAAGUGUUCACAUAUAG
Huiozyma naganishii CBS 8797 is the source of this 1119-nucleotide messenger RNA. It is a transcript of the gene HAL1, whose product is annotated as Hal1p. The record is from RefSeq and is a predicted model, not a curated record. The coding region runs from base 1 to 1119 and encodes 372 amino acids. NCBI's taxonomy places the organism in Eukaryota, Fungi, Ascomycota, Saccharomycetes, Saccharomycetales, Saccharomycetaceae. The transcript has a single exon.